UGCACCGAUGAGUAACAACAGCGUUCGGGGUUUGUCUCUUGUGCUGCCCCUCACGAGUUUUGGCAAUGUAUUGGUGGUUCUUUUCAGUAUUUUCCUGCCUGCAACCAUCAUUUUCCUCAACGUGUCUGUGUCUGUCUCCAUCCUGGUGAACGGGGCGCUUCGCAGUGAGAACCGCUUCAUGUACAUGCUGAGCACCUGCUUCAGUGACAUCUGCUCCGGCGUGUCUUAUUAUUAUGUUGGUGUUCUCGAUGUGAGGGACAGCUUCGACUCCCCUACGAGAACCUUUCAUAUCGUACCCACAUUUUUAGGUCUGUCUUACAUGGCCAUUCUGGCCGCGCAGGCAGACAGGUACCACGCCGUGGUGUCACCUCUUAAAUACUCCUACCACAUGACCCGAAACAGGACCCUGAUGGUCAUUGUUGCCUACUGGGUCUAUGCUUUCCUCAUCGUGGCUGCGCACAACCUGGUCACAGUCGGGGUAGCCAAACAGAUCACGAGCAUUGGCUCGUUCAUAGGGAACAUAUUCACAGUGAUUAUAAUGAUAGGGCUGAAUAUUAGACUGUUCAUCAUAGCCAGGUUCCAGCUGGAGAGGGAACCACCCUCUGAGGAGAGAGAGAACAAGCGCUCAUCAGUGUAUCUCAUACUGGUGGUGGCUGUGUUUUUCUUAGGGACGUGGCUUCCUAUAUUCUGUCACAUCAUUGCCUGUAAUUUCCUUGGUUCGACCUGUUACACCUUUAAGAACGAAGGCACUGACCCUAUUCGCAUUUUGCCCCGUCUUAACGCUGCCCUGACCCCCAUUCUGUACAUCAGAGGGUGCAGUCCGCUCAGAGCCACACUGCUCUCCAAAGUGUGGAGACCCUGCUGUAAGAGGAGGUAA
Molecule: messenger RNA, 877 nt
Organism: Lates calcarifer (barramundi perch)
Lineage: Eukaryota; Metazoa; Chordata; Actinopteri; Centropomidae
Product: beta-2 adrenergic receptor-like
Exons: 1
Coding region: 8-877 (289 amino acids)
Biological process (GO): G protein-coupled receptor signaling pathway
Cellular component (GO): membrane
Molecular function (GO): G protein-coupled receptor activity
Source: RefSeq, a predicted model, not a curated record